UCCAGUGAACCUGCUACAACGCCAUGGGUUGGACUUACAAUACUCCGGAUCAUGUUGCAAAUGAUGGCCCGCAGAUUUCGACUGUGGCAAUCGUAUUGACGACGGUGUCCCUUCUGGUCUUAUUGUUGCGAUUCUACGUUCGUGGCUGUAUGCUCAAGGCGAUGGGAGCUGAUGAUUACGUCCUAAUCUUUACCUGGCUUGCGGCUUGCGGCUUCGCUGCUGUGUCCAUCGUCCAAACCAGAUGGGGUCUUGGCUUGAAGCAUUUAGGAGAUAUGCCGAAAGAGAACGUCUAUAACUUCGGACUGAUCCAAUACAUAGGUGCACCGUUCUACAUAUCGAGUAUUCUCGGCUUCAAGAUGAGUCUGUUGUUGACGUACCUCCGUUUCAUGACCAAAGGCACUGCACGUACCGCUACGAUCGUGGUCAUUAUCGCUUGCGUGAUGUUCCAUCUUUCGUUCCUCCUCGUUCAAACCAACUUAUGUCAACCGGCUGCAAAGCAAUGGGAUCCUAGGAUCACUUGGGGCAGAUGUCUGCCUGCUGUGCCAUUCUAUACCAGCAUGGCAUCGUUCACGAUCUUGUUUGACAUCACGGUUAUGCUCCUACCGUUCCCGGUGCUGCUCCGCAGUCAUAUUCAGAAGCGAAAGAAGGUUGUUUUGUUGGGUCUUUUAGCCCUGGGCACGUUCAUUACAAUCAUUCAGAUAAUUCGCAUUCGAACCGUCAAGAAUCUCGCCAACUACCUCGACUCGGCGAGCCUGAUCAUGUGGUCAACGGUCGAGAACAACCUUGGCAUAAUUGUGGUGUCCAUACCGACACUUGGACCUCUUUUCAAGUACUACGCUGAGAAGACACACAAGGGCUCCACAGCGAACUCUACCAGUCACCCGCAGUCACUAUACGCGCUGAAGUCACGAUGCGGCACAAAAGAGGGUUCUUUCCCGCUCAGUAGCGGUGUCCACCAAGCAACGCAUGUUCGUGGUCCAUCUGAGGGAACAGGAAGCGAAGAGUUCAUCCUUUGUGAUAUUGCUACAAUAACAAAGAGGACAGAGUUUACUCUUUCAACUUGUGUCAAAGGAGAGCCGCAUUCGGUCAAGUGUUAGCCCAGAUGCCGAAAAGCUUUGUAAACGUUCCAGGCUUGUGAGGCAUGGUUGUUUGAAUGGAGAUCUUGUGAUUGAGCUAAGGCUGUACAAGUGAUGAAAGUGGAGGAUCUCCUCAAAUUUAUAUUUAUCACUUGCAACGUGUUGCUUCGCUUGCUGGUGGUAAGCUUUCACUAUCUAGAAGAGCAUCUUAAG
Molecule: messenger RNA, 1289 nt
Organism: Macroventuria anomochaeta
Lineage: Eukaryota; Fungi; Ascomycota; Dothideomycetes; Pleosporales; Didymellaceae
Exons: 8
Coding region: 24-1097 (357 amino acids)
Source: RefSeq, a predicted model, not a curated record